This is a messenger RNA of Fusarium pseudograminearum CS3096, 1494 nucleotides long. RefSeq lists its product as uncharacterized. Gene Ontology annotation, molecular function: oxidoreductase activity, acting on CH-OH group of donors; flavin adenine dinucleotide binding. Bases 1 to 1494 code for a protein of 497 amino acids. The transcript is spliced from 2 exons. The record is from RefSeq and is a predicted model, not a curated record. NCBI's taxonomy places the organism in Eukaryota, Fungi, Ascomycota, Sordariomycetes, Hypocreales, Nectriaceae.
AUGAACUUUGUCUGGUCCCCUGACAAUGAAUGGGAUUACAUUGCGAACCUCACAGGUGAUGAGACUUGGGGACACGAGCAUAUGCGACGACACUUGAUGAAUCUUGAAAACUGUACCUAUGUACCUGAAGGUACCCCUGGACAUGGCUUCGACGGCUACCUUGUGAACGAUCUGAGCAACGCCACUAUCCAAAUCGGGGAACCUAAUGUUGCCAACAUGUUCCAGCAAAUGUUCCAGCAGACCGAAGGUAUCGAUGUCGAAACCACUGACGAGAUGAUUAAGCUUUUCCAACGGGACCUUAACGGUGCUGAUCCAGACCGCUACAAGGAUGGUUCUCUGUACAGCACCCCUUCGGCAAUCGACCCCAGCACGGGUGCUAGAAGUGGUGCUGGUAUUUACAUCAACGAGGUCAUCGAUGCAGGACACCCCUUGACAGUCAGCUUCCACUCUCUCGCCACAAAGGUCCUUCUCAAGCAAUCCCGCCACGGAGAGAAGCCAAAGGCUUAUGGUGUUGAGUACAUGGUCGGUGAAGGUCUUUACUCUACUGAUGGACGCUAUGACCCUGAGCAGACCGGCGAGACAAAGAAAGUCUUUGCUAAGCACGAAGUAAUCGUUUCAGGCGGUGCUUUCAACACUCCUCAGAUUCUCAUGCUCAGCGGUAUCGGUCCACGAGAGGAGCUAGAGGCUUGGGAUAUCCCCGUCGUUGUCGAUCUACCCGCUGUCGGCUCCAACCUGCAUGACAACUAUGAAGUCCCUGUUCAGAUGCAGGCUGAAGAAAACUGGUACGAGCCUGUUGAAGGAUCUCCUUGCACCGGCACAUACGAUGAAAAAGAUCCCUGUUUCGUAGAAUGGCGAGACAAUGCUGCUGGACCAUACGCAGCUCGCGAUAGUGGCUACGGCGCUCUUUGGAGGUCCAGCCAGAGUUGGGACGAAGAUUCCGACCUCAUGUUCCUGAGUGGUAUCGGCCUGGCCGGUCUCACUGGUUCCUACCCCGGUUACUCCAGAGGCGAACUCUCCAGCAUCGACCCCGCGUACUGGAUGCACGCCGUCGUCAAGAUGCAAACCAGCAACAGCGUAGGAACCGUCCGUCUCAACUCAUCCGACCCCCGCAUCAGGCCCAACAUCAACUUCAACUACUUCUCCGAGUCUGCCAAGCGCGACCUUGACGCGAUUGCUGAGGGUAUCGCGAUGCUGCGACGCGCUUUCGACGCGACUGGAAUCCCAUACAAGCAGCUGAUCCCUAACCCUGAGAAUGAGAGGCAAGAGAUCAAGGAUCUGGCGUUUAGUCAUCAUGCUUCUUCGACUUGUACCAUUGGGCCUGAUGAUGGCGACUCUUGUGUUGAUUCGAGGUUCCGUGUGCGUGGUGUUGAUAAGUUGAGGGUUGUUGAUGCUUCGGUUUUCCCACGCAGUCCUGGUGCUAUGCCCAACGGACCUACUUGGACCAUCUCUCGCAAGGCUUUCGAGACUCUUUUGGAAGACAACCACAAGAAAUGA